AUUAUUAUCUAGUUCUGUAGUAGUUUAAGACAUGUGUAUAAGGUUUUCUACAAAAGUUGCUGAUCCAUAUGCUAAUAUUCCAAGUCAUAAAGCAUUUACCCGUGCAUAUCUUUCGACAGUUACUGCAGACCUUGGCCAGGACAACUUCCUGACAUGUCCACUUGGUAUACUGUUCACACUCGGUAUCCUGUUAGGUUCUGGUGGUGCUCAAAGUAGAACAGGUUUUCAAAUUGGAAAAACAAUCCGACUGAAAUCAACGUCUUCUUCAUGGAAUUCCUCUGAAGCUCAAGAAGAAAUGAAAUCAUUAUAUAAAGAGCUUAAUGACUCGCUUACUUCAGAGAAAACAUUUUUAAAUGAGAAAGAAGAAAAGGUUGUUAGAAUAUCAACAGGUAUAUUUGUACAAAAUAAUUAUGAAGUUGAAAGAAGUUUUAACGAAAGUAUUGAAAAUGAUUUUGAAGGCGAAUUGAAACAGGUGGAUUUUUCUAAUCCAACUAAUGCUACACUUGAAAUCAAUGAUUGGGUUGAUCAACAGUCUAAUGGUUUAUUGGAAAAAUUCUUUAUAGAUGAUAUUCCAGAUGAUACUGCAAUGAUACUGGUAAAUGUUUUCUACUUUAGAGAUUUUUGGGAGAGUCCAUUUGAGCCUCAUUACACUAGAAUAGAGAAUUUUGAUAUUUCGCCGAAUCAUCAAAUAACAGUUCAUAUGAUGACUCAAGAUGCAGUGAUGAUGUAUGGAAAAUUCAAAGAUGAAGGAUUUGAGAUCGUCAGUAAAUCAUUAAAUAACACACGUUUCUCAUUUGUUAUCGUGUUACCUCUUGAAAAGUGGUCGUUAAAUGGUUCAAUGGAACUUUUGAAUGGCAAUAAAGUUUUAAGUGAAUACGUAAAGAAUUUGAAAGAGACGACAGUGUCAUUACGAUUACCGAAAUUUACAUUGAAAAAUACACUUGACCUUGUGCCGACAUUGAAGUCUAUCGGUAUUGUCGAUUUGUUUGAUCCAGUGAAAGCUGAUCUGUCAGGAAUCACACCUAAUCACAAUCUAUAUGUGAAUAAAUUUAUUCAAACAAAUGUAUUGAAAUUAAAUGAAAGUGGAAUUGAAGCAACCACUGUAACUUCACCCAUAUUUAUGCCUAUUUCAGCCAUUAUACCAGAAGUAGACUUUCAUGUGACUCAUCCAUUUAUAUGCUUUAUAUAUGAUCAACAAUUAACAAUGCCGAUAAUGGCAGCUAAAGUAAUAAAGCCGAUUUUACUGUCAUAGUGAAACAUUAAUCCAUUCAUAUUUAUUUGAUAAUUAACUGAUUUCCACAUAGAUCUUUUGUUUUAAUACAGUUAAUUAUAUUAGAAACAAUCGUAUUGUUUACUUUUCAGUGAUUGACAAAUAAAGAUUAUCCACUUUUC
This is a messenger RNA of Schistosoma spindalis, 1392 nucleotides long. The record is from the annotation of a GenBank genome assembly. Lineage: Eukaryota; Metazoa; Platyhelminthes; Trematoda; Strigeidida; Schistosomatidae.